AUGGCCGUACCGGUUUUCACCCAUGGAUUGGACCUGACUGAUUGGUAUUUAGGCUUCUCUCAAUCGAUCGGGACUGUCCAAUCUUUCCUUCAACUAAAUCAGUUGAGCGACUAUUCUGCACAAGACAUUGGAUGGAUCACGGGCUUAGACACAGCUCUUUCGCUAUUGUGUGGCUUUCAAGUCGGCCCUUUGAUGGAUCGCUAUGGUCCUAGGCUUCUAGCGCCAGUUGCAGUUGGGCUCACCGUCGCAAAAUUCUUCCUUCUCUCCGAGUGUAAAAAUUACUGGCAGAUUUUUCUCUGCUUAGGUGUUCUGGGAGGCAUUGCCUCCGCGGUAGCCUCAACUGUCGCAAUAUCAGCAGUAGGCAAGCUGUUCAUCCGCCGUCGAGGCCUGGCAAUGGGUGCAGCGAUGGCUGGAGCUUCUUUGGGUGGCAUCACCUUUCCACUAGUCCUCCGCAGGGCUUUCCCGGCUUUGGGCUGGUCAUGGUCUAACCGGGUGAUGGGCUUCGUGAUUCUAGGUCUCAUGACCAUUGGCAUGGUUUUGCUUUUGCCUUUUCCAAAACUGAUCCUACCCUCAGCGGUGUCGUCGAAGAAGAGAUCAGCAGCACUCAACUUUGACGCUUUCCGGUCGGGGCCUUUCGUCUUCAUAACGCUCGGGUUCUUCUUGUAUGAGUUUUCCAUCACUGGCGUGGGCGUGCUGUUGCCAACUUUUGCGGUCAAAGCUGGCUUUCCAUCUGCGAUGGGUUAUACCUUGGUCUCAAUCCUCAACGGAUGUUCAUGCCUAGGCCGCCUACUGCCUGGACUUGCGGGUGACUACGUAGGCCACUUCGACGUCAUACUUUUCUCGGCCGGAAUCCUCUACGCAUUUGCUGGUUUGUGGGGAUUUUGCACUGGCUCUUUCCUGUCAAUCCUUCCUGUGUGUGUGGGCAAGACUUGCGAUCCUAAAGAUUACGGAAGAUACUAUGGUACCAUGACAUUCUUUGUUAGUUUCAGUGCCCUCACGGCAAUUCCAGCAGGAGGUUCCCUUUUGGAAAAGGUGGGCUCAGUAGGGGCGUCGGGUCUGUAUCUUUCAACGGUUGCUCUGGGGGGCUUGAGCUUCUACACAGCCCGCUCCUUGUUAAUUGGGAAAUUUCUUGUUUUCAGAUCAAAUAUCUAG
This is a messenger RNA of Colletotrichum paranaense, 1152 nucleotides long. Its product is annotated as major facilitator superfamily transporter. The coding region runs from base 1 to 1152 and encodes 383 amino acids. Gene Ontology annotation, cellular component: membrane. NCBI's taxonomy places the organism in Eukaryota, Fungi, Ascomycota, Sordariomycetes, Glomerellales, Glomerellaceae. Gene Ontology annotation, molecular function: transmembrane transporter activity. Gene Ontology annotation, biological process: transmembrane transport. The transcript has 4 exons. The record is from RefSeq and is a predicted model, not a curated record.